Messenger RNA from Struthio camelus australis, 2622 nucleotides. Its product is annotated as keratin, type II cytoskeletal 4-like. Gene Ontology annotation, cellular component: keratin filament. The record is from RefSeq and is a predicted model, not a curated record. Gene Ontology annotation, biological process: keratinization; intermediate filament organization. Gene Ontology annotation, molecular function: structural constituent of skin epidermis. NCBI's taxonomy places the organism in Eukaryota, Metazoa, Chordata, Aves, Struthioniformes, Struthionidae.
AUGGUAUGUCUCCAUGGCAGGAGCUGCAAAAGUGAAGGUCUUCACAGGGUGCACAUCAGUGAGAACCUGCUGCAGCCUCUUUAUGUGAAGAUUGAUCCUGAAAUCCAGCACAUCCAAAUGCAGGAGAGAGAGCAGAUGAACAGCCUCAAUAACCAGUUUGCCUGUUUCAUUGACAAGGUCCGAUUCCUGGAGCAGCAGAACAAAGUGCUGGAGACCAAAUGGGGCUUCUUGCAGCAAUAUGUUCUACCAAAGAAAGGGAAAAACCUUGAACUGUACUUUGAGAAUUACAUCUGCGACCUACGGAAGCGCCUGGACUGCUUGUUAUGCGAAAAGCAAAAACUAGGCAGUGAGGAGUGUGCCACAAGCCAGCUGGUGGAGGAGUUCAAGUGCAAAUAUGAAGAAGAAAUCAACAGGCGUACAACUGCAGAGAAUGAGUUUGUGGCACUCAAAAAGGAUGCAGACUGUAUCUUUUUGAACAAGGGAGAGCUGGAAGUGAAGGUGGAUCUGUUAAGAAGGCAAUUGGAGUUGUUGAAAUGUGUGUUUGAGGAGGAACGAGCUCAGGUGGAUCGCCAGCUAUGCGACACCUCGGUCAUUGUGAAAAUGGACAACAACCGAGACCUGGACAUGGAAAGCAUCAUUAAGAAUGUUGAAUGCUGGUACCAAGAAAUAGCUCAGAAGAGCAAAGAAGAAGUUGAUGCUUUCUACCAAACCAGGUUUCAGGAACUUCAGGAUAAAAGGGGCAAGUAUUGUGAUGAUCUGCAAAGCAACAAGUGUGAGAUUUCAGAAUUGACUCGGAUGAUACAGAAGUUGCAGUGUGAACUUGAGACCGUGAAGAAGCAGGUCACCUCUCUGCAAACCUCCAUUUGUGAUGUUGAGCAGUGCGGGGACUGUGCCCUGAAAGAUGCCCGGGAGAAACAUAUUGAGCUGCAGAAUGCCCUCCAGAAGGCCAAGGAUGAGCUGGCUUGCAUGCUGCGGGAUUACCAGGAGCUGCUGAAUGUCAAGUUGGCCCUGGAUAUUGAGAUUGCAACAUAUAAGACUUUACUGGAGGGUGAAGAAAGCAGGGGCAACAGCAGCUCAGCCUCCGUUUGCCAGCCGGUGGGAAGAAGAUGUGGAAUUGGUGGCUUCAGCAGCCGGAGUGUCUGCGACCUGGGGCGAGGCCAAAGGAUUUCCUUUGGUGGGAGCUGCCGGAGCGGGGUCUACGGAGGUGCCGGCGUGGGACGUGGCGUGGCUUACGGUGGAGGCCGCUUUGGCGUGGGCACUGUCAUAGGGUUUGGUAACUGCGGAAGCUAUGGGAGCCUGGGCAGCUACAGAGGCCUUGGGGAUGGUGUCACUAUCGGAGGCUACAGCAGUGGCGUCGGACUCGCGGGAGGUAGAUCUGAAGGCAUCCGAGGCGUCAGCAUCCACCCGGAGCUCCUCAAGCCCCUCUGCGUAGGGGUCGACCCAGAGGAAUGCCAAGUGCGGACCCACGAGAAAGAGCAGAUAAAGAACCUCAAUAACCAGUUUGCCUGCUUCAUUGACAAGGUCCGGCUGCUGGAGCAGCAGAACAAAGUGCUGACCACCAAGUGGGAGCUGCUGCAGCAGUACGUUCUCCCAGCUUCCCGGAGAAACCUGGAGCCGGUUUUUGAGAAUUUCAUCUGCAACCUGAGGAAGCAGCUGGAGUGUGUGCUGGGGGAGCGAGAGAGGCUGGAAAACGAGGAGCGGUGCCUGAGGGACCUGGUUCAAGAGUACAAGUGCAAAUAUGAAGAUGAGAUCAACAAGCGCACAGCUGCAGAGAACGAGUUUGUGGUGCUCAAGAAGGAUGUGGACUGUCUUUACCUGACGAAGGAGGAGCUGGAGGUGAGGGUGGGCCUGCUGCGGCAGCAGCUGGAGUUCCUGAAGUGCAUCUAUGCUGAGGAGAGAGCUCAGCUGGACUGCCAACUGUGCGACACCUCUGUCAUUGUGCAAAUGGACAACAGCCGGGACCUGGACAUGGAGGGCAUCAUCAAAAGUGUUGAGUGCUGCUAUGAGGAGAUUGCCCAGAAGAGCAAGGCUGAAGUCGAGGCUUUCUAUCAAACCAGACUGGAGGAGCUCCACAGUAGCAGAGGCAAGUUCUGCGAUGACCUGAGAAACAACCAGAGCGAGAUAGCCGAGCUGAACCGGAUGAUCCAGAAGCUGCAGUGCGAGUCGGAUAAUGUGAAGAAACAGAUUGCAGCUCUGCAGACCGCCAUCUGUGAUGCGGAGCAGCGGGGCGACUGUGCCCUCAAAGAUGCCCGGCAGAAGCUGAUUGACCUGCAGACUGCCCUGCAGCAGGCCAAAGACAAAAUGGCAUGCUUGCUGAGAGACUACCAAGAGCUGCUGAACGUCAAGCUGGCUCUGGACAUUGAGAUUGCCACAUAUAGGACACUGCUGGAAGGAGAAGAGAGCAGGAUAUGUACGGGCAACCCAGUGAGCGUAGCUGUGGUCAGCGGUGGUGGCACAGUCGGGGAGUGCAGAACCCUAUCUGGAAUCGGAGGCAAAUGCGCAGUGAAGACAGGAGGGGCCAGUUCUGGAUUAGGAGCGGUUUCCUCCUUCGGUGUUGGCGGCACCGGAUUUAGCGCCCGGAGCGUAGACUGCCUGCCCAGAAUCCAGAUGAACAUGUACUGA